Messenger RNA from Thecamonas trahens ATCC 50062, 1652 nucleotides. RefSeq lists its product as uncharacterized. The record is from RefSeq and is a predicted model, not a curated record. The transcript is spliced from 2 exons. Gene Ontology annotation, biological process: post-transcriptional tethering of RNA polymerase II gene DNA at nuclear periphery; poly(A)+ mRNA export from nucleus; transcription elongation by RNA polymerase II. NCBI's taxonomy places the organism in Eukaryota, Apusomonadida, Apusomonadidae. Gene Ontology annotation, cellular component: transcription export complex 2. The coding region runs from base 44 to 1147 and encodes 367 amino acids. Gene Ontology annotation, molecular function: double-stranded DNA binding; RNA binding.
CCCCCCCCCCCCCACCUCCACACACACACGUAUACCACAGCGAAUGGAAAAGGAAUUCGCCCCCCGAAUCCAGAGGGCCUUUGCCCGCAAUGACGGGCCCGGGCUGGCCGAGGCUCUGUCGCUGACAAUGGGCGACUGGGACGGUAUUGAUGGGCGCACGGCUGGAAAGAUGAAGAGAGCCAUCAGCCGGGCGAAUCUGCCGUCGGAGGUCCACGCCGAGCUGGUGUGCAGCGUGGUGGAUGCAGCAGUGGCACGGAGUGCUGGCGAUCCGGUGGCAAGCUACGAGGAGCUGGUCAAGGCGCACUCGGCGCUGCACAAGAUCUUGCGGAGCGAAAAGGGCUGGAUCGUGCCUGUGGUCGAGAUGAUGUGCGCCCAGCUGCGGCGCGGCGCCAUGGCGGCGGACGAGGCCGUGGUGGCCGGCGGCGGGAUGGAGCAGUACCUCGGGCAGUGCACCGAGCCACUACGCAAGAUCUUUGCCGCACUCAUCAACGCCCGCGAGGCCUUCAAGGGUUCGCGCAAGGAAGGCGCGCUCUUUGUGGUCAACCAGCUCUUCUUUGCCUACUUUAAGCUCAAUCUGCUCCUCAACUGCAAGGGCGUUAUCCGGAGCGUUGAGACGAGGCUCGCCAAGGUAAUGACCAAGUUCCGCAUCUCGCAGCAGGUGACGUACAAGUACUUUACUGGUCGCCUCGCUCUCUUUGACGGCAAGUACGAGGAGGCGUCGAAUCUGCUCGGCGAGGCCUUUGACCUGUGCGACCGAACGCCCGCGGGAACCUCGCUCGCAUUCUGGUCUUCCUCGUCCCGGUCCGGCUGCUUCUCGGCUCGUCGCCCAAGCCGGCGCUCCUUGCCACUUACGGCCUUGACGAGUUUGUCGACCUUGCCGACGGCGUUGUCUCGGGCAACGUCGCCAAGUUCAACGCCGCCCUCGCCGCCCACCAGCGCUACUACAUUGCCAAAGGCGUGUACCUCAUGCUCGAGCAGCUCCGCAUCGUCACCUAUCGCAACCUCUUCCGCAAAGUCUACGCCAUCGUCGCCUCAAACAAGAUUCCCAUCGCGAGCUUUACCGCCGCCCUCGCCUUUGCCGGCGAGUCAGCCGACGACGCAGAGACCGAGUGCCUGCUCGCCAACUUUAUCUACAAGGGAUACAUGAAGGGCUACAUCUCGCACGAGCGGGCCACAGUCGUUCUCUCCAAGAACGCCUCGUUCCCUCCGCUGGCUUCAGUCCGGCGCUAGCCAUUGCGCCGAAACCUCACAAAGACGCUGCCGCCUCAACAAUGUUCUCGCCAGAGCUGCCGUCGGUGUGGCUGUGCGGCGCCACGGCGUCGGCCAGGUAGCGGACAAUCCGCUUGGUGAGGAGCCACGCGCAGAGCGAGAUAGCCAGUACCGAGAGAGCGAGCACCGCAUCAAAGGCAAACUUGGGCGCAAAGACACGGAACGCCAUCAGGUGCCGGUUCUCGACCAUGAGGAAAGCCUCGGAAAGACAAGCGAGACGAGAGGGACCAUGGCGCCGGCUGCCAGAGGGUACCGGAUCCGCCGCAGGAGCGCGUCGCGGUGGUAGUCGCGCUGGAGCUUGUGGCUCUCAAACCAGACCACAGCCAUGGGCAUGCCGAGUGCAAACAAGAUCGGCGCGGCGAGCGUUGCCAGUGCCACAAGCG